CUUAAAUGCCGCGCUCUCGGCCGGGGCUCCUCUCAGUCCCGACCAGGCUCCCUCCCUCCUCCCUCCCGCCUUUACCUGCUCUGCCAGCCCCACGGGGGCUCCAGCCUCUCGGCGCUUCUGCUGCAGAGAAAAUCAUCUAGAUUUCUUCCUGGAAUCUUUCCACUUUGAAACUGAACAAUGAAGCUGCUACGUAUUGCCCCAUUCCUUUUGCUUGCCUUUACAGCUUUGGAAGCCCGACCAAAAUUUUUAGAAAGUAAAUGUAAAACAGGCCCAUUGGACAUCGUGUUUGUGAUUGACAGCUCACGCAGUGUUCGUCCUUUUGAGUUUGAAACCAUGAGGCGGUUCAUGAUUGACAUCAUUCACAACUUGGACAUAGGGCCUAAUGCCACACGGGUAGGAGUGAUCCAGUAUUCUAGCCAGGUCCAGAAUGUCUUCUCCCUCAAGUCCUUUUUCACUAGGGCUGAAAUGGAAAAGGCCAUCAACAACAUUGUCCCGCUGGCCCAAGGCACAAUGACAGGGCUGGCUAUCCAGUAUGUCAUGAAUGUGGCCUUCACCACACAGGAGGGGGCACGGCCACUCCACAAGAAGAUCCCUCGGGUGGCUGUGAUUGUAACUGAUGGGCGGCCCCAAGACCGUGUAACUGAGGUGUCAGCUCAGGCACGAGCAGCCGGCAUUCAAAUCUAUGCUGUGGGUGUACAACGGGCAGAUAUGAACUCCUUACGGGCCAUGGCUUCUCCCCCUCUAGAAGAGCAUGUGUUCUUGGUGGAAUCCUUUGACCUCAUCCAACAAUUUGGCAAGCAGUUCCAAGACAAGUUAUGUGGUGUUGAUAUGUGCACAGAAAUGGACCAUGGCUGUCAGCAUACUUGUGUCAGUGUGCCAGGGUCUUUCUAUUGUCAGUGUAAACCAGGAUUCAAGCUGAAUGCUGAUGGAAAGACAUGUUCCAUAAUUGAUGCCUGUGCGGAUGGGAGACAUGGCUGUGAGCACCAGUGCGUGAGUUCUCAUGGCUCCUACAUUUGCCGUUGCCGGACAGGCUAUCAGCUCAACCAGGACAAGAAGACAUGCAGCAUGAUCAAUUUCUGCAAUUUUGGCAACCACAGUUGUCAGCAUGAGUGUGUUAAUAUUCUCAAUGGACACUAUUGCCGCUGUCGUGAUGGCUACACCCUGCAGGCCGAUGGGAAGUCUUGUCAGGCCAGUGACCUUUGCAAUAGCAUAGAGCAUGGAUGUGAAUUUAAAUGUGUCAGCACUGCAGGAUCUUAUCACUGUGUUUGUCCAGAGGGUCAGCAGCUACAUGCAGAUAAGAAGACAUGUAACAAAUGCAAAGCAGGGCAUGUAGAUUUAGUGCUUGUGAUUGAUGGCUCCAAAAGUGUCCGGCCUCAAAACUUUGAGCUGGUAAAGCAGUUUGUGAAUCAGAUUGUGGACUUCCUGGAUGUGUCCCCUCAUGGCACUCGAGUGGGGCUGGUUCAGUACUCCAGCCGUGUCCGUACAGAGUUCCCUCUCAACAAGUUCACAACGGCAGCUGAUAUCAAGAAGGCAGUGCAGAGGGUGCAGUACAUGGAGAAGGGUACCAUGACCGGCCUGGCCCUCAAGCACAUGUUGGAACAUAGCUUCACUGAGGCAGAAGGUGCCCGACCUCUUUCUCAAAAUGUACCAAGGAUUGGCCUGGUCUUUACUGAUGGACGCUCUCAAGAUGACAUCUCAGAGUGGGCCAGGAGGGCAAAGGAGGCAGGCAUUGUCAUGUUUGCAGUUGGUGUAGGUAAAGCUGUUGAGGAUGAACUGAGAGAAAUUGCGUCCCAACCAGUGGAUCAGCACUUUUCUUAUUCAGCAGAUUUCAAUACCAUGACCAACAUUGUUGAAAACCUCAAAAUCAACAUCUGUCCUGAGGAGGGCAAAGGAGAAACUGACUUCCGCAAUCCUUGUGAAUGUGAGGCGCUUGUGCAGUUCCAGACAAACACUCUUGCAAUCCUAGAAGAUCUCACUGAUAAAAUUGGUCGGAUGACUGCUAGACUUGACCAGCUAGAAAACCAGAUUGCUGGCAAAAAAUGAUCACCAUGGACAACCAUCCUUCAUUUGGGUCACGGACACAUCCUGUAGCUCAUUGUUGGCAUCCCUAGACCUGUUGUAAAUGGUUGAUUGUUCUUAUAUUACAGGUUCACAAGAGGAAGUGAAACCGGUCCCUUCUUGCCUUUUUUUUUUUUAACUUAAGAAAAUCCUUUAAGGUGGAACGUUGAAACAUACAUAUACAUAUAUAUGUGUGUGUAUUUUUCCUUUUUCUUGAGAUGGAUGGUUGGGUUGGUUGUGGCAAAACUGGUUCAGCCCAACAGGUGGACAUCUCAGAGAAGGAACAGGAAGUAGAAUAUGAAUAUGAAUAAUCUUCAAAGAGCUACUGAGAUUGGUCAGCAUUCAUGGAUUAUUUCCUGGAGCUUUGCAGCAAAGCCAAGAAGCUAAGACACCAAAAUGGCAUCAUUAGUAAAGAUUGGUCAUGUCCUCUACCUUGGAAAAUUGCAAUUUUUUAAAGCCCAGCCAUGGCAAGAAGAGGCAGCAGUGUCUUCUAACAUCCAGAAAUACAAGACUAUCCAACCCUCCCACUUCUUCCUCACUGUGAACAGCAGUGCCUGGAAGUUCUUUGUCUAAACAUUUCCACUUCGGUUGCACACACAUACUUGUUUUUUAAAAGGAAAUAUAAUUUAACUUAGAAAAAGAUGCUCCAAAAAUCGAUCUGGGACAUUUCUGACUGGAACAAUCUCCAUAUUGAGCUUCAACUUAUCUUUAACAGUAUUGAUGAGAACUUGUCAUUAUCCCCAACCCCUCUCCAAAAAAAGUUCUUUAAAAGUUCUAUAUGUAUGUAUGUGUUUGUGUGUACAUAUAUAUAAAUAUAUAUCUUUCUGCAAGCAAGGUGGGAUAGUCAUACUUUUAAACAAACAUGUUUUUAUUAUAUGUAAAUUUUUAUCCUGACUAAUAAACUUGCUGAAGAUUU
Sceloporus undulatus (fence lizard) is the source of this 2974-nucleotide messenger RNA. It is a transcript of the gene MATN4, whose product is annotated as matrilin 4. The record is from RefSeq and is a predicted model, not a curated record. The coding region runs from base 178 to 2043 and encodes 621 amino acids. NCBI's taxonomy places the organism in Eukaryota, Metazoa, Chordata, Lepidosauria, Squamata, Phrynosomatidae. Gene Ontology annotation, molecular function: calcium ion binding. The transcript is spliced from 11 exons.